Pseudophryne corroboree (corroboree frog) is the source of this 966-nucleotide messenger RNA. RefSeq names its product olfactory receptor 6B1-like. Gene Ontology annotation, molecular function: G protein-coupled receptor activity; olfactory receptor activity. Gene Ontology annotation, cellular component: membrane. Bases 1 to 966 code for a protein of 321 amino acids. The record is from RefSeq and is a predicted model, not a curated record. Gene Ontology annotation, biological process: G protein-coupled receptor signaling pathway. NCBI's taxonomy places the organism in Eukaryota, Metazoa, Chordata, Amphibia, Anura, Myobatrachidae. The transcript has a single exon.
AUGAGCAAAGAUAACUACACAUCAGUCAAUGAAUUUCUACUAUUGGGAUUCCCACAAAUUAAAGGUUUCAAGACCAUCAUUUCAUUUGUUCUAAUUAUGACUGUUUACAUUAUAACACUAGCAAUAAAUUCUAUGAUCAUUACUUUGGUGUCAACCAGACCACAAUUACACUCUCCCAUGUACUACUUCCUCCAGCAGUUGUCAUGCAGUGAAAAUGUGUUCCUGACUGUUAUUAUCCCUAAUAUGCUACGUGUUAUAUGGUUGGAAGGAGCCACCAUGUCUAUUGUAGGUUGUAUAACUCAGACUUAUCUUUACUGUGCUUUAGGGUGUACAGAAUGUAACCUUCUCACAGUCAUGUCUUAUGACCGAUAUCUGGCCAUAUGCAACCCUCUACGUUAUAGCACCAUCAUGACCAUCAAACUUCAACAUUCCUUGGUUAUCUAUUGCUGGUUAUAUGGCUUUGUGAUCCACCAGAUUACUCUUUAUUUUCUGUGUCAGCUUCAGUUCUGUAGGCCCAACGUCAUUGAUCAUUUCUUCUGUGAUCUUGAUCCUUUUAUUGAACUGUCAUGCUCUAACACAGAUGCAGUACAAUUAGAAGUUUUUAUUGUUGCCUUCUCUGUAUUAGUCAUCCCAUUUAUCUUAGUAGUAAUUAGUUACAUCUGUGUUUUCACAACAAUUAUUGGAAUCUCUUCUAAAACAGGAAAGAUGAAAGCCUUCUCCACCUGCAGCUCCCACCUCUCAGUCGUGACCAUGUACUAUGGAACCUUGAUUACGAUUUACAUAGUUCCAGCUGAUGGACGUUCCUUGACCAUGAACAAGUUGAUUGCCCUCUUGUAUACUGUAGUAACACCCCUGUUUAACCCAAUCAUAUACAGUUUAAGGAAUCAAGAGAUUAGAGUCAUCAUGGAGAAUAUAUUUAGGAGUAAGUGGCCAUUCAGUAAAACAAAACAUAAACAUGAAAAUUAG